This is a messenger RNA of Strongyloides ratti, 564 nucleotides long. RefSeq names its product 60S ribosomal protein L18. The transcript has 2 exons. Lineage: Eukaryota; Metazoa; Nematoda; Chromadorea; Rhabditida; Strongyloididae. The coding region runs from base 1 to 564 and encodes 187 amino acids. Gene Ontology annotation, molecular function: RNA binding; structural constituent of ribosome. Gene Ontology annotation, biological process: translation. The record is from RefSeq and is a predicted model, not a curated record. Gene Ontology annotation, cellular component: ribosome; cytosolic large ribosomal subunit.
AUGGGUAUUGAUAUCUGUCAUAAAUACGAACGUAAGGCUCGCCGUGUUGUUCCAAAAUCACAAGAUCCAUACCAACGUCUUUUGGCUAAGGUUUACAAAAAUCUUGCUGUCAAGACUGGAUCUAAAUUUAAUGCUAUCAUAGCUAAACGUCUUUGUAUGUCAAGAAUCAAUCGCGCACCAAUCUCUGUUUCAAAAAUUACCAAGUUUGUUAAAAGAGAAGGUAAUGAAGGCAAGAUUGUUGUUACAUGCUCACCGGUAGUCAAUGAUCCAAGAAUCGUUGAAAUUCCAAAAAUGAGAAUUGUCACUACAAAAAUUACUAGAGCCGCUCGUGCCCGUGUUAUUAAGGCUGGUGGAGAAGUUCUUACUUUUGAUCAACUUGCUGUUAUUGCACCAACAGGAAAAAAUACUCUUCUUGUUCAAGGAAGCCGUAACAACCGUGAAGCCGUCAAACACUUUGGAGCUCCAGGUGUUCCAGGAUCUAAAUCAAAACCAUUCACAACAUCUAAAGGAAGAAAGUUUGAGCGUGCUCGUGGUCGCAGAAAGACUUGCGGAUUCAAGGUUUAA